Messenger RNA from Eremothecium sinecaudum, 585 nucleotides. It is a transcript of the gene RLP24, whose product is annotated as ATPase-activating ribosome biosynthesis protein. The record is from RefSeq and is a predicted model, not a curated record. Gene Ontology annotation, cellular component: nucleolus. The transcript has a single exon. Gene Ontology annotation, biological process: ribosomal large subunit biogenesis. Bases 1 to 585 code for a protein of 194 amino acids. NCBI's taxonomy places the organism in Eukaryota, Fungi, Ascomycota, Saccharomycetes, Saccharomycetales, Saccharomycetaceae.
AUGAGAAUUCAUACGUGUCAUUUUUGUUCCUCUCCCGUAUAUCCUGGUCAUGGUAUAAUGUUUGUUCGUAACGAUGCCAAAGAGUUCAGAUUCUGCCGUUCUAAAUGUCAUAAAGCAUUCAAGCAACGUAGGAAUCCAAGAAAGUUGAAAUGGACCAAGGCUUUCAGAAAGGCUGCUGGUAAGGAGUUGGCCGUUGAUUCUACUUUGACUUUUGCCCAGCGUAGGAACGUUCCAGUUAGAUAUAAUAGAGAAUUAGUGGAAACCACACUAAAGGCUAUGGAUAGAAUUGAAGAGAUUAGAAAGAAACGUGAAAGAGCGUUCUAUAAGAACAGAAUGAAGGGUAAUAAGGAGAAGGACUUCAUGAGAGACAAGGCCUUGGUGGAAUCCAACCCAGAAUUGUUGAGAAUAAGGGAAGUUGAGCUGGCGCAACAGACUGCAAAGGAGGCUGCUCAAGAAGAAGAUAUGGAGGUUGAUGAAGAUAUGGAAGUGGAAGUGGAAUCUGAAGAAGAGUCUGAGGAAGAAGAACAGCAGCAAAUGAUUAAAUUGAAGAACAAGAGGUCUUCCAAGAAAAUACAAUUUAAAUGA